Beta vulgaris subsp. vulgaris (sugar beet) is the source of this 522-nucleotide messenger RNA. RefSeq names its product GCN5-related N-acetyltransferase 8. The coding region runs from base 1 to 522 and encodes 173 amino acids. The record is from RefSeq and is a predicted model, not a curated record. The transcript has a single exon. NCBI's taxonomy places the organism in Eukaryota, Viridiplantae, Streptophyta, Magnoliopsida, Caryophyllales, Amaranthaceae. Gene Ontology annotation, molecular function: N-acetyltransferase activity.
AUGGCAGAAUUCCACAAUGCCACCAAUUGCCAAGUAACUGAAUCUUCCCUAAACUCCACCCUCUUCACAAAUCCACAACCAACUCCCGUAAAUGUCUUCGUUCUCGAAGUUUCCUCUUCUCCGCUUCCUCUCCACCCUUCAAUAAUCGAAAAGACAUUCGAUCUUCCUCGCCCUGUUAACGAUUCAGAGGUGUUAAUCUUCCAAUCCGAAAUAGGUACAACAAUUGCGGGGUUUGUGUUAUUCUACCCGACUUACUGCAGCUUUUUUGGGAAGCCUGGAUUUAGAAUUCAGGAUUUGUUUGUAAGGGAGAGUUAUAGGAGUUUAGGAUUUGGGGAAUUGUUAAUGAAAGCUGUUGCAAAUGAAGCUGUUAAUUUGGGAUAUGUGAAAGUUGAAUGGAGUGUGGUUGAUUGGAAUGUUGGUGCAACUAAGUUUUAUGAGAGGAUUGGUGCUUGUGUUUUGGAGGAUUGGAAGACUUUUGAACUUACUAAUGAUGCACUCUUCUCUUGUGGAAAGCUUCAUUAA